UAUCCUUAAUCGCGGGCUCGCAGCCGAUCAAAAACACGCCCCGGAAGGAUACGAAAUGCUGUCUCUCACCCCACGACCUCUCCCUCCUCCCUUUCUCCUCCAAUCCCCGCCUCCACGGCGGCUUCUCCUCCUCGCCGCCAAAAGAGGAGCGGAAGACGACUACCACGCCACCAUCCGAACCCUCAACGCCAAUGGCCGCCGCCACGCCCCAAGGAAAUCCCUCGGCCAGCAUUAUAUGUUGAAUUCGGGCAUCAACGACGCCCUCGCCGGCGUCGCCGGAGUCGAGGAGGGCGAUGUGGUGCUGGAGAUCGGCCCCGGCACGGGCUCGUUGACCAACGCCCUGAUUAACGCCGGCGCCACCGUGAUUGCGGUCGAGAAGGAUCCACAGAUGGCAAUGCUUGUCAAAGAUAGAUUUGCGAGUACAGAUCGAUUAACGGUUUUGAAAGAAGACUUCACAAAAUGCCACAUUCGUUCCCAUAUUAUUUCUUUGCUGGAAAAAAAGAAUUCUAGUGGAGCAGAACCAAAAUAUGCAAAGGUAGUGUCAAAUAUUCCUUUUAAUAUCAGUACUGAGGUUGUAAAGAAACUUCUUCCAUUGGGUGACGUCUUCUCCGAUGUGGCUCUUUUGCUUCAGGAUGAAACAGCAAUACGCUUGUCUGAUGUUUCCUUACGAUCGUCAGAAUGCCGACCUAUCAACAUAUUCGUGAACUUCUACUCAGAUCCCCAAUACAAGUUCAAAGUUGAAAGAACAAACUUUUUCCCUCAACCAAAUGUUGAUGCAGCUAUCAUUAGAUUUAAACUGAAGCAAGUUGCAGAAUAUCCACCAGUCACUUCCCCCAAAAGCUUCUUUUCAAUGAUAAAUUCUGCCUUCAAUGGGAAGCGUAAAAUGCUUCGAAAAUCACUUCAGCAUAUAUGCCCAUCUAUUGAGAUUGAGGCAGCUCUAACGAACAUUGGUCUUCCAGUUACUUCCAGACCAGGAGACCUUUCCUUGGACGACUUUGUGAGGCUGCAUAAUCUCCUUGUAAAAGUGUAGGAUUUCUUACAUUCUAAAAGGGGUUUUUGCAAUAAAGCUCCAAAUGACGAAAAUAGUGACACUGAUCCUCGUCGCCGUCAAAUCAUCACCAUGUCAAAAUGGAGUUCACAGAUAUCCACAUUGUAGAUGCAGUUAACUUCGAUAACGAACAAAAGAGAUACCCUGCAAGUAGAAAUGAAACUGGUGCAAAGUGAAGCUUACUUGCUUGAUAAAAGCCGUUGCCGGUAUCAAUUAUCUUCUUUUACGACCUUGAGAGUUGCAGAAAACUCUUGACUUUGAAAUAGCUAUAUAUCAGAGUUGUGAAUUUUGUGAGCUUCAAUUCCAUGAGCUGCUGCAGAGGAGGGAAAGGAAAGUGCUAUGACCAAAUAACAUUAUCUUCUCGGAAAACAAUACGAUGAACAAGCAAUGGUUAUGUGAUGCCCGCACUUUCCAGGGGGUUGUCCAUUCAAGGACUACUCUAGCCCUAAUAUGCUUAACUUCCUUAAUCUUUUGAGCAUAACUACUGCACAAAAUGUUAUAGCCGGGUUAAAAGUUUUAGCGAUAUUAUAUUUUAUAUAUGGGACUACAUAGGAUCUGACAAGUUAUUUAUCAAUAUGUAUCUGUAAUUCAAGAAUAGAUUAGGCAAUGUUAAUGUACUAGUGAAUAUUUGAGAAAAGUGCAGAUCUCUUCUUGGAACCCCAGAGACAAUGUACAUAGUUAAUUGUUUUCAAUUUUUCUUCUUAUUUAGACUA
Molecule: messenger RNA, 1761 nt
Organism: Ananas comosus (pineapple)
Lineage: Eukaryota; Viridiplantae; Streptophyta; Magnoliopsida; Poales; Bromeliaceae
Product: ribosomal RNA small subunit methyltransferase, chloroplastic
Exons: 11
Coding region: 56-1030 (324 amino acids)
Biological process (GO): rRNA methylation
Cellular component (GO): mitochondrial matrix
Molecular function (GO): rRNA (adenine-N6,N6-)-dimethyltransferase activity
Source: RefSeq, a predicted model, not a curated record